Messenger RNA from Seriola aureovittata, 3430 nucleotides. RefSeq names its product Kruppel like factor 3 (basic) (gene klf3). Gene Ontology annotation, biological process: regulation of transcription by RNA polymerase II. The transcript is spliced from 6 exons. Lineage: Eukaryota; Metazoa; Chordata; Actinopteri; Carangiformes; Carangidae. Bases 346 to 1428 code for a protein of 360 amino acids. Gene Ontology annotation, molecular function: DNA-binding transcription factor activity, RNA polymerase II-specific; RNA polymerase II cis-regulatory region sequence-specific DNA binding. The record is from RefSeq and is a predicted model, not a curated record.
AAAAACGGAGAGACACACACAGACACACAACGAACACACACACACACACACACAGAAAGAGAGAGAGAGAGAGAGAGAGAAAGAGUGGGAGAGAGAGUUUCGUAACUCAGGGAAGUUUGGUGGAGCCAUCGAUCACCGGAGCGUCUUGUUUUCCUCGGAGCCUGAUGUCAGUGACACGGCGGAGGGCUGAUCGUCGCCUGCGUCACUUUUUCACCGGAGCUGCCUGAUUGAGUUUCUCACCGAGAGGGAGCUUUUGCCGUUCAGCAAGGCAGCUGUGAAACUACCGUCUCUCCCCCCAGGAACAGACUGUAUCCUCCAUCUGAGAAGAGCUUGGCCUGUGCAGCCAUGCUGAUGUAUGAUUACCCUCUGAAGACAGACAUGGAGACGUCAUUCUACUCUUCGUUAGUGAAAACCCCGGAGCCAUACAGAGUGAUCUUCCCCCAUCCCGCCCCCCUCUACCACGCGCACAUGCACACCUUCACCCAGUCCCACUCCCCCAGCAACCCCACACACACCCAGCUGGAGCCAGUGGACCUGUCACUCAGCAAGCGCUCCUCCUCCAGCUCCUCUUCCUCCUCCCCUCCAUGCUCCUCCGCUUCCUCCCCGGCCUCCUCGCGGAGCUCCCCGCCCUCGCCUUACAGCAUGGCGAGCCGCGCCUCCCCCCGCUGCUCCCCUCCACACUCCCAGCUGCGCUCCUCGCCCUCCCACGGCGUCCCGCCGCCCAAUCCCUCACUUCCGUACCCAACCAUGGUGGCUCCUCUCAUCAGCUCGGGCUCCGGGGUCAUCCAGGGGUCAGGGGUCAUGGUGUCUCCAGUCAUGGUUCCUUUGUCUGUCCUCUACUCCUCGCCUCUCCACCUGCACCAGCCAAUAAUGGUGAGCCCACCUGUUGCCUGUGACGACGACCAUCAUCGAAGCAGAGAGCACAAAACAGUUCAUUCCACGAAGCCCAUGGAGCUGCGAGGCGAUACCCACGAUUUGCACAAGCCAAUCAAAACAGAGCCUUGCCCUGAGUUCACUCAUGACCCCCUCAGCAGCCAUGAGAUGAAAUCAUCCGUCAUCAGGAUACCACACGAAUACGAGGGCAACAACCCAUCAGUAAUAGUUCAUUCGGGCACAAAGCAUCCUCUCCCUGCUGACUCUCCUGAUUCACUGAAAAAGCGACGAAUUCACCGCUGCGACUUCACCGGCUGCAACAAAGUGUACACCAAGAGCUCUCACCUCAAAGCACACCGCAGGACACACACUGGUGAGAAACCCUACAAGUGCAUGUGGGAAGGCUGCACGUGGAAGUUCGCCCGUUCAGACGAGCUUACGAGACACUUCCGCAAGCACACAGGAGUCAAACCGUUCCAGUGUCCCGACUGUGAACGCAGCUUCUCCCGCUCUGACCACCUGGCUUUGCACAAGAAACGCCACCUCCUGGUGUGAAACAGUGCUGGGGGCAACUUGAAAGGAACUCGGCGCUGGUUUUCUACGUCGGACUGUACCACUUUGACUUGAGGUUUUUUGUUUUUAAAGAGCUGGGCUUAAACAUUGGACUCCAACGGGGAGUGGGGAAAUGUUCCUCAGGGUGCAAGUUUUCACCUCAUUAGCCUGAAUAAUGAGCUGGUGUUAUCCAUCAGAUUUAUCAUCAGCUCUUUUUGACAUUGUAAUAGAAUUGUAGGUGUUGUACCAGACCUCUGAUCAACUACGGAAAGUCCAGACCCUUUUUUUAAGAAGAGGCUGCAACAUCUCAGCUGGCCUGAGAACAGCGCCCUCUUGUGGCCACAGAACCAAACUGCAUUGACACCCGCUGUUGAAGCCACACAGCAUGCUCAAGCUUCUUUUUGCAUUUUUUCUGCAUGCAUUCAAGUAAGAAUUGUGGACCUACACACACACACACACACACACACACACACACACACUCACACACACACACACACACACACGUGUCACUUGCUAGCUAGGCCAAUAUAAUGUGAAACUCUCCAGAAUGUAUCAUAUCACAUCUACUGUGCAUUGUGUCAUACUUCAGCUUUCUUUCAUCAGCGCAGCUACCUGUGACAUAACGCUAAUGCUAACUCCUCCUUCAUGGACCGACCACAAAAAAAAACACCACACACCUCAUCUGCCUCUACCAGCUUACAUCAUGAAGGUAGCUAGAGGUAGCUAAUGCUCGCAUUCCCUUGUACAUACAUGCAAAUGUUUAACGGCACACACAGCAGAAUACAUGCACUUAAUAAAAGCAGCUCAGCCUCUGUCUUGUGUGCUUUUGGUAUUUGGGUUGAAAAAAACGGGGACUGUGGGUCUCAUUCAUUGUCAGAGUGAAGUCUUUUUUAUGUUUUCAUUCAGAAAUGUGAAAGUUGCUGCACAGGGGCAUUAUUGUGUUAGUGAGGAAAAGACACCACUCGGUUGGUUUAGGGGUAGAAGCAAUGAAUUGUGUUUUACCAAUGUUUUAUAUCACAGUUUAUGUAUCUAUAAACUAUUGUUUGGUUUGUGAUGUGACAACGUGGUAGCCUUUUUUCAUUGUAUUACGAUUUUAUAUGGGGAAAAUACAAAGUGCAAAGCAGGGAAAUUUGCUCAAUAAUUUUUGUUUUUCAGGAGCAGAUGAGUUUUAUUCCAGUAUACCUUACAGGAUAUCUUAAAUAGGAUAUUUUGAAAGAAAAUGACAUUUAAUUCCACAGUGUUGAAUAUUGCAAUAGACCAUUAUGAUUCCAAUCAAAGGUUGUAAAAUAACAAAUUAUUUUCUACAACACCCUCGUCUUUUUUAAAUGCCAUCACCACUUUAGAGAGCAUGACUUUUUUUUUAUAGCUUCUGGAGAACAAAUAGUUUUGUGUAUAGCAGCGUCUUUGUACAUCUUUAAUGUGCACUUUAUAUACAAAUAUACAACCAUAUAUAUAUAAAACAUUCCCAAAGCCAAACAUUUUUAAAUCAGUUUGCUCUAUUCACAGAUCUGCUGGUCAGUUUGACAGUUUGAUCUUUCUAAUUAUGUAAUACAUGAGGAAGGUGUGACCCUUUCUUUCAGUCACAUGCACACAAUCAAACACACAUACAUACCGAAUGUAGCGGCUCAACUGAUCUGCAUUUGCUCCUGGAUACUCUUUGCAGUUUUUGCUUGUAUAUGUUUUUGUAUCUCUGCAAAUAUAAGUUUCAUAUAUAAAUAUAUAUAUAUAUCUAUAUAGAUAUAUAUAAUUGAUUGUUAGAAUGAAAGGGCAAUUAAAGGUUUUUAUUAAGCAUGAUUUUGAUACUCUCAUAAUAAUGGAUAUUAUACAUUUCUAUACUGUUGUGUCUAUAAUAAACCCUAUCUCUUUUUAAUCUAAAUGUUGGCUAUUCAAAGGGAACAUGUUAAACUGUGAAUAUGUAACUGUACAGGUUUAUCUGCAAUUUUGCAUUUAUUUUAAAACAGAAUAUUCAUACCACUUAAUAAACUUAUUGGCAAUAUUUGCAGAA